Sinocyclocheilus rhinocerous is the source of this 1077-nucleotide messenger RNA. Its product is annotated as tubulin alpha-1A chain-like. The record is from RefSeq and is a predicted model, not a curated record. Gene Ontology annotation, molecular function: GTP binding; structural constituent of cytoskeleton. Gene Ontology annotation, biological process: microtubule-based process. The transcript is spliced from 3 exons. NCBI's taxonomy places the organism in Eukaryota, Metazoa, Chordata, Actinopteri, Cypriniformes, Cyprinidae. The annotation marks the transcript as partial. Gene Ontology annotation, cellular component: microtubule.
CAUCAACCACAGCGUGAGUGCAUCUCUAUCCACGUUGGUCAAGCUGGAGUCCAGAUCGGCAAUGCCUGCUGGGAACUCUAUUGUCUUGAGCACGGCAUCCAGCCAGAUGGGCAGAUGCCCAGCGACAAGACCAUUGGAGGAGGUGAUGACUCCUUCAACACCUUCUUCAGUGAGACCGGAGCUGGAAAGCAUGUCCCCAGGGCUGUGUUUGUAGACCUGGAGCCCACUGUCAUUGAUGAGGUGCGCACUGGGACAUACCGUCAGCUGUUCCACCCUGAGCAGCUCAUCACAGGAAAGGAAGAUGCUGCCAAUAACUACGCCCGUGGUCACUACACUAUUGGAAAAGAAAUCAUUGACCUGGUGCUGGACAGGAUUCGCAAACUGGCUGACCAGUGCACAGGUCUCCAGGGUUUCCUGGUGUUCCACAGCUUUGGUGGUGGAACCGGUUCUGGCUUCACCUCUCUGCUGAUGGAGCGUCUGUCUGUGGACUAUGGCAAGAAGUCCAAGCUGGAGUUCUCCAUCUACCCCGCUCCUCAGAUCUCCACCGCUGUGGUAGAGCCUUACAACUCCAUCCUGACCACCCACACUACCCUAGAGCACUCUGACUGCGCCUUCAUGGUAGACAAUGAGGCCAUUUACGAUAUCUGCCGUAGGAACCUCGACAUUGAGCGUCCUACUUACACCAACCUCAACAGGCUCAUUGGCCAGAUUGUGUCCUCCAUCACAGCUUCCCUCAGGUUUGAUGGUGCCCUCAAUGUCGAUCUUACAGAAUUCCAGACUAAUUUGGUGCCCUAUCCUCGUAUCCACUUCCCAUUGGCUACCUAUGCCCCAGUGAUCUCCGCAGAGAAGGCUUACCAUGAGCAGCUCUCUGUGUCUGAAAUCACUAAUGCUUGCUUCGAGCCAGCUAAUCAGAUGGUGAAAUGCGACCCGCGUCACGGCAAGUACAUGGCUUGCUGCCUGCUGUACCGUGAGUUCUCAGAGGGCAGAGAGGACGUGGCUGCGCUGGAGAAAGAUUAUGAGGAGGUCGGUGUUGAUUCUGUUGAGGGUGAGGGAGAAGAGGAGGGCGAGGAGUAUUAA